Molecule: messenger RNA, 246 nt
Organism: Pyrenophora tritici-repentis Pt-1C-BFP
Lineage: Eukaryota; Fungi; Ascomycota; Dothideomycetes; Pleosporales; Pleosporaceae
Product: Cmc1 domain containing protein
Cellular component (GO): mitochondrion
Source: RefSeq, a predicted model, not a curated record
AUGCACCCCCACCUCCACACCGAAGAAGUCCAAAAGAACUGCGCCGAAGUCGUCGCUGCCCUCGAACAAUGCCAUGAACGCGGUUUUCUCUGGAAGUUGACAGGCAACUGCACCGAUGCCAAACACCAGGUUAACAUGUGUCUGCGCGGACUGCGACUGGAGCGCACGCGGCAGAAUCGCGAGGAGGCAAAGAUCAAGCGCGAGAAGAUAAAGAGAGUAUGGCAGGAGUUGGAUGAGAACAAAUGA